AUGCUAUCUGCUACUGCUUCGGCCAUGCGCUUCGGCGCUCGCCGCAUUAGCCCCCGAGUCGUCUCGACUCUUAUCGCGCCCAAGCCCAAGGUCUCCCUCGGCCAAAGCAUCAACUUCGCGCAAGCUCGUUGUCUUUCCUCUACCAACCAGCUGUCUUACGCUGUCAACACAAACCCAAACCCUCCCCUAGGCAUCAAGAAUGCCUCUAAUACCACCCCCUCUCGAAUUGGCCUCAUUGGAGCCCGCGGCUACACAGGCCAAGCCUUGAUCGAUCUUCUUAACGAACACCCCAUGAUGGACCUUCGAUAUGUAUCUUCUCGUGAACUCAAGGGUCAAGAGCUCAAGGGCUAUACCAAGCGCAAGAUCAUCUAUGAGAGCUUAUCCCCCGAGGAGGUCGCUCAGCUGGAUAAGGAUGGCAAGGUCGACUGCUGGGUUAUGGCUCUUCCCAAUGGUGUCUGCCAGCCCUUCGUGGAUGCUCUCGGCCAGUCUUCCAGCUUGAUUAUCGACCUCUCCGCCGACUACAGGUUUGAAGAGAAUGGACCUUGGAGUUACGGACUUUGCGAAUUAAAGCCAAGAAGCAAACUUGCUCAGUCAAAUCGUAUCAGCUGCCCUGGGUGUUACUCUACUGGCUCACAGCUUGCCUUGGCGCCCAUCUUGGAGCAUCUUGGAGGAAGCCCUCAGGUUUUCGGCGUUUCUGGAUACAGCGGCGCAGGCACAAAGCCUUCUCCUAAGAACGACGUCAACAAUCUCAAGGACAACCUUCUUCCCUACUCGUUGACAGGACAUAUUCACGAAAGAGAAAUCAGCCACCAUCUUGGUGCACCCACAGCAUUUAUGCCCCAUGUCGCCUCCUGGUUCCGCGGUAUUCACCUGACCGUCAGCAUCCCACUGAACAAGGAGAUGACUUCUCGGGAGAUCCGUCAGAUCUACCAGGAGCGAUAUGCUGGCGAGAAGCUGGUUAAGGUCGUUGGCGAAGCCCCGUAUGUGGUUGUCAAGGCAAUCCAGGAUAAGCACCAUGUUGAGAUUGGCGGAUUUGCUGUUGACAGCACAGGCAAGCGUGUGGUUGUCUGCGCCACGAUUGACAACCUUAACAAGGGCGCUGCAACACAAUGCUUGCAAAACAUGAACCUCGCCCUCGGAUAUGACGAAUACCAGGGAAUCCCCAUCUAA
Trichoderma asperellum CBS 433.97 is the source of this 1170-nucleotide messenger RNA. The record is from RefSeq and is a predicted model, not a curated record. NCBI's taxonomy places the organism in Eukaryota, Fungi, Ascomycota, Sordariomycetes, Hypocreales, Hypocreaceae.